AUGUACCAAAUUAGGUUGUGUUCCACAGAUCCAGCUUCAAAUCUGGAUCCGUGUACUGAUGUGAAAUUGGUUGAGAAAGUGGACACUGCUACCUGAUCUGGCUCAACUACAUCAACAUUAUCACCCACAGGACACAGACGUACCGAAGAAGGCCCGGAGCCCACGCUACUAGAACGGAUGAUAAUGCUCACAGCUUAUCGUAAAGAUAAGCCGGACGAUGUUGUACCUAAUCAAUUGGAGACUGGUAAGGGAUUGUGGGUUAAGGUGGCUCGAAGGGCCAGUGUUGACGCCAUUUCCUCUGCGGUGCCCCAGCGACUGAGGGCCAUGAGUAUGAUGGCGACAAAAAACGAAGAGGGCACUCGGGCGGUUCGCCUAAGAGUGCACUAG
Echinostoma caproni is the source of this 387-nucleotide messenger RNA. The record is from the annotation of a GenBank genome assembly. NCBI's taxonomy places the organism in Eukaryota, Metazoa, Platyhelminthes, Trematoda, Plagiorchiida, Echinostomatidae.